AUGAGUGAUACGGAGGUUUGCCAGGACGAGUUGCAUCGUGAAAAGGGACUUAGCCGUAAGGAACGAAAAAAGCAGGAAAAAUUGGAGAAGCAGCAUGAGGAACUACGUCUUCUUGGUGAACGGGCAAACAACGUAAAUAAGGAAGGUGAUAACCCAUUUUCUGUCUCUUGGGAGCAUGAUCAGAUUCCUGAGGGUUCUCGGAACAUUUCUUUAAAGAAAGUUUCAGUUUCAGUGAAUGGUAAAAUACUUUUCAAUGAUACAGAUGUCAAACUAUCAGCUGGUUCACGUUAUGGUCUUAUGGGUCCCAAUGGUCGAGGUAAAUCAACCAUCCUUCGUUUGUUAAGUUCACGGGAGUUGCCUGUACAAUCUAAUCUUGAUCUCCUUUUGGUAGAGCAAGAGCAGGAGUUUCAUGCGUCUGAUGUAAGUGCAGUUCAGGCUGUAAUGGAUAGCCAUAAAAAGCAGAAAGAAUAUAUGAUGGAAGCUGCCAGUCUGCGCGAAAAGCUAGAGUUAAGUGAAGAGGAGAUGCUUCGACUCCAAUUUUUAGAGGAAGAAUUGGAUGUAAUGGGUGCCUCACGGGCGGAAGCUCGUGCUCGAACGAUUUUAUUCGGUCUUGGAUUCCCUACAGAAUGGCAUGAGCGGCCGACCAAAAGUUUCAGUGGUGGAUGGCGUAAACGUAUUGCUUUGGCGUCCGCGGUUUUUAUUGAACCGGAUGUACUCAUGUUGGAUGAGCCUACUAACCACUUGGAUUUAAAUGCUGUUAUUUGGUUAGAGUCUUAUCUUUGCGAACAUUACCGCGAGACGGCACGUCGACCAAAGACAUUAAUAGUUGUCUCACAUGAUGCUGGUUUCCUUGACGAGGUCUGCACACACAUGGUUCAUGUGGAAAAUUACCUUCUUAAUUACUACCGUGGUGGGUUUAGUGGUUUUGAUGAACAGUUGCAACAACGUCAUCAAGAGCUUGAUAAGAAGUAUGCUGCUGUUACCAAAACUAUAAAGGACAAGAAACGCAAUGGUAUGUCAAACGCACAGGUAGAAACUUGGAUUAAAGAUCAAAUCCGUACGGGUCGACUAGAUCCAUUGUAUCUUGAGAAACGUCGUGAUUAUAUUGUUAAUUUUCCCUUUGCUGAACCUCCUGAGCUUCCAGAUGCUUGUAUUGUAAAACUAGAAGAAGUUUCCUUCAAUUAUCCAGGAGGUCCAGUACUUUUUGAAAAUGUUAAUUGCGCUCUUUGGACAGAUAGUCGUAUUACAUUAUGUGGCCCUAAUGGUAUUGGUAAAAGUACGCUACUUAACUUGAUGACAGGUGAACUGGAACCCACUGGUGGUAUGGUAACUAUGAAUCGAAAGGUUCGUGUUGGUCGCUACAAUCAACAUUUUGUGGAUAAACUUCCUUUGGAAAAAACUCCAGUGGAAUACAUUCAGUCUCUUGGUAUACAUGAAGAGGAUAAGGCUCGUCGUCAGUUGGGAAGUUUUGGUUUGGAAGGUAUUGUACAUAAAAAUCAGAUUGCCACACUCAGUGGAGGACAGAAGGCACGUGUAGCGUUUGCAGCUAUUAGUACAGAAAAACCUCACUUUCUUCUUUUUGAUGAACCAACAAAUCAUCUGGAUGUGGAAUCUAUUGAGGCACUUUGUUCAGCUAUUAAAAAAUUUAAGGGUGGCGUUUUGGUUGUUACACAUGAUGCCCGUCUAAUUGAAGAAACAAAUAUGCAGAUUUGGGAAGCUGGAAAUCGCACAGUUACUCCAUUUAAUGGAACACUUGAAGAUUAUAAGAGUAAAGUUCGAAAGAUCUUUGAGCAGGAUGAAAUGGAGAUGUUGCGAGAACGGAAGCAGGCUAUGGAAGAAAAGUUACUGAAUAAUCGACUUGCACGACAAGUUGGUGAGAAAAGCUUGGAAGAGGUGAAGCGAGAAGAAGAAGCAGAACUAAAGAAGAAACAAGCGAUGGAUGUAGACAUGGCAUUUGAUGCUUUUGAUAGGAAAAAGAAAAAAAAGGAUAAAAAAAAGGAAAAGGUAGCUAAAGGCGAGUAA
Trypanosoma theileri is the source of this 2022-nucleotide messenger RNA. RefSeq names its product ATP-binding cassette protein. The transcript has a single exon. Gene Ontology annotation, molecular function: ATP binding; ATP hydrolysis activity. The coding region runs from base 1 to 2022 and encodes 673 amino acids. The record is from RefSeq and is a predicted model, not a curated record. Lineage: Eukaryota; Euglenozoa; Kinetoplastea; Trypanosomatida; Trypanosomatidae.